Messenger RNA from Dama dama (fallow deer), 2032 nucleotides. It is a transcript of the gene OLAH, whose product is annotated as oleoyl-ACP hydrolase. Lineage: Eukaryota; Metazoa; Chordata; Mammalia; Artiodactyla; Cervidae. The coding region runs from base 269 to 1054 and encodes 261 amino acids. The transcript has 8 exons. Gene Ontology annotation, biological process: lipid biosynthetic process. The record is from RefSeq and is a predicted model, not a curated record.
AUAAGAAGUCAGCACACUGAGAUAUCAGCCUGGUCUCCGGGGAACACUCCUGAGGCUCACAGCUGAGUGAUCCAGGGCCUUGACGUGAUUCAAGGAGCUUCUAGGAAGUAAAAGGAUAAAGUCCACUUGGAGGGGGCUUGGAGCAAUAAUCAACAGAUUUAAAAGUGUGCUCGAGGCUGAUCAGAGGUUUUAUAUCCAAAGAGGUAUUGAAUUUGGCACUGGCCAGAAAGUUCCUGAGAGCAGCAAUUUUGUACCAUUUCCUCAAAAAAUGGAGAGCAGAGACAAAGCUGAGACAAUCAGGAAUGAAAAAGUUGUGAACUGCUUAUACCAGAAUCGUAAUGCACUUUUUAGGCUGGUUUGCUUUCCUUGGGGAGGAGGUGGCUCCACUUUCUUUGCCAAAUGGGGCCAAGAUAUUCCUAAUUCCGUGGAAGUGCAUGCCAUACGGCUUGCUGGAAGAGAAAGUCGGCUUGACGAACUUUUUGCAAGUGACAUGCAUCAGGUGGUUGAUGAAAUUACCUGUGCCCUACUGCCGAUCAUCCAGGGUGAAAAUUUUGCAUUUUUUGGCCACAGUAUGGGAUCUUAUACUGCAUUUUUUACUGCGCUACAUCUCAAAGAAAAAUAUAAUCUAGAACCGGUACAUUUAUUUGUGUCAAGUAUAAGCCCUCCUCAUGCCCAACUUCGUUUCCUCAAAGAUGAUAUGUGUGACGAACAAACUGCCUUUUUACUAAAGAAAAUGGGAGGCAUUCCUGAGGAUUUUGUUGGUGAUGAGGAACUGAGUCAAGAAUCUGUUACCAAAGUGUUAGCAGAUCUUCACAUUUUGAAAGAUGUCAUCUGUGACACACACUCGAAGACUCGUCUUUCUUGUGACAUAACAUGCUUUUCUGGAUCUGAAGAUAUACCAGUGGAUAUGGAAGCCUGGAAAGAUGUAACCAGUGGAAAUUUUGACAGUUUUGUGCUUCCAGGACACCACUUCUAUCUUCUGGAACCUUCCAACACAAGCUUCAUCAAGAAAUACAUAACCAAGUCUCUAGAAAUAUCAGCGCUUGCCUCUUGACAGAUAACCUCCCCUUCUUGGUCUUAAAACAGUCCCAUUGAUCAUGUGAUACUCUUCUUCGGUUUUUCAGAGUAGCUUAGGAGUUUGUUUCAGAGAUUGGAAAAUGAUCAAUUUGCUGCUGUCAGGGUGAUGUGUUAUCUACAAAUGUAUUUCCCCACAGAGCAUUUACAUAUCUGGGGGAUGCAAGAUGAAUGGGUCAAGAAUACUUUCGGGAGGGUCUUUUUUCUUUGUAUUAGAAUCACAUUUGGGUCUCAUCUGUGGAAGGUUUGUCAAUGAAGUUCCUGCUUGGGCAAUGAUUCGUUUCUUCCUUUCGGUUAUUCUGACAGUGAAAAUCACAGACAGGGGAAGUGCUUGAAAUGAAAUGACUGUUUCAUUAACACACUGGGGCCCAAAGCCUGAUCUCAUCUUUUGAAAUAUAGGGUUGCCCCAAUCAAUGAGGAAAUGUUAAAAUAAGAUAGCCCUGAAUAAUCAUUGCUGCCUGUCCUGGCAAGUCCCUGGAAUGCCCGUAGCCUUCUUAGGUUCUCUUCUAAGGGGUUCCUCUGACCUGGACUGCUUGCUAUCUCUGUGUGUUCCCGCUGCUGUUCAGGCAAUGACCAACUGGGACUCAGGGUGACUGUCUGGAGUCUAGUCCUCAGUGUACAGAGGGUCAGGCACAAAUGCCAGACCCAGCAGGCUGCCUCAGCUUCAUGUGUGAUCAUCUGAAUCAGACAGAGAAAGCAAGCACACCAGUUGGAAACAUACAGGAAAGAAAAGGGAAAAAAUUAAGUAGGAGAAUGAUCUGAGUCAGAGCAACGGCAGACCACCACUGGUAGGAUUCACAGAUGCCUACUGCCCGGGAUGGAGAGGCACCAUAUCCCCAGGGCUACAUGGGUCCUGCCAUCUCUGCCGAGGCCCAAACCAUGUUUGUCUCUUGGAAUCCUGGCUGUUUAAUUGGCACCUUGAUUUGUUAUCUCCCUUGGUUCUUCACAAUAAAGCCCC